Messenger RNA from Kluyveromyces marxianus DMKU3-1042, 1041 nucleotides. It is a transcript of the gene OMA1, whose product is annotated as metalloendopeptidase. The transcript has a single exon. Gene Ontology annotation, cellular component: mitochondrial inner membrane. Lineage: Eukaryota; Fungi; Ascomycota; Saccharomycetes; Saccharomycetales; Saccharomycetaceae. The record is from RefSeq and is a predicted model, not a curated record. Bases 1 to 1041 code for a protein of 346 amino acids. Gene Ontology annotation, biological process: mitochondrial protein processing; protein quality control for misfolded or incompletely synthesized proteins. Gene Ontology annotation, molecular function: metalloendopeptidase activity.
AUGUUUAGAAGGGUGUUCAAUCUGGGUUUGAGGAGUCAAGCAAGAUUUUUCAAUACUCCAGGCACAAGAGUUACUUAUAAGAGGUUUGACGGAAAGACCAGUAGCUCAUUUACCGAACUAUUGUUUGAUAAGACCUCCAGGAAAUACCUCGCCAUUGUGUUUGGUACUGGUGGGCUCUUUUAUUUGACUCAUUUGGAAGAAGCUCCUGUCACAGGCAGAACAAGGUUCAUCUGGUUCCCCAGAUCACUUGAAUUAAAGGUUGGUGAGUACACUUACAACUCUGUAAUUGAGCAAACACGGGGGAAAAUACUACCAGAAUCCCAUCCAUUGACAAGAAAGGUAUCGCGAAUCUUUUAUAGGAUUGUUGAAGCUGCUGCUAACGAUCCUGCAGUCGAUAAAACCCUGUUGAAAGAUGUGAAUUGGAAAAUCCAUAUAGUGAAUGAUCCAAGCAUGCCACCAAAUGCGUUCGUACUACCUGGUGGUAAAGUGUUUGUCUUCAGUAAUAUUUUGCCAAUUUGCAAGAAUGAAGAUGGUUUGGCUACUGUCUUGUCGCAUGAGUUCUCUCAUCAGUUGGCUAGACACACUGGGGAAAAUCUCUCAAAGGCACCGGUCUAUGCCGUCUUGGGUGCGUUAUUGUAUACAAUUACCGGUUCAGAAGGUAUCAAUCGGAUUCUGGUCGACAGUUUUAUGAGAAUGCCUGCUUCUAGAGAAAUGGAGACCGAAGCUGACUACAUAGGUUUAAUGGUCAUGUCUCGUGCUUGCUUCCACCCUGAAGAAGCGGUGAAAGUAUGGCAAAGAAUGGCUGCUGUAGAAGAAAAACAGAGACGUGGAGGUCUCGUUGAUCUUGAAUUCUUGUCGACACAUCCAGCAACGAAGAAAAGAAUCGACAACAUGAAUAAGUGGUUACCCAAGUCACAGGAGUUGUAUGACCAAUCAAAUUGCGGAACUUUUGGAGGCUUCUACGGAGCUUUCCAAGAUGCAUUUGGUCACCCUACUACUAAUGGCAUUUCAGAACCUAAAAUCACUAUAUGGGGUAUUUAA